CCAUCGCCAAUUCAAGAUUUGACUUUCUAGUGCUCAGACUGCUUUCUCCUUGUCCAGCGUAAUAACGCCCACUUGGAAAAUUCUAGAACUAAAGUAUCACCGGUGAAAGUCUGCCAUGAACUGCAGGCCUAGAUAACUAAAAAAAACAUGGCACAUGAAAUUCAAUUAAUAUAAGAAUAAUACCCAACAUUUUGGGCGAUAACAUCAAAAUUUGUAGCAAUGAUAGCAUGUUAUCUUUCCGAUGCUUUUCUGCCUGAAGCCCACACAGCCAAUCAAAUUCUACUGCACAUAAACUUCCUUCCGUGCGAAUCUCUCUUCCUUUCGUCGGAUGUUGAGUAAGAAAUCUCCUUCACUUUAAUCAAGUAGCAUUCAAGUCUUUGUACCAAUUUGACAAUAGAAUAAAAAAAGUCAUAUUUUGACAACUAAAUAUUUUAAAAAAUUGUGGACAAUUUAAAGCAACUAAAUUUUCGAAAGUUUUGGUUCACGAUAUCCGUGCCCACUAUUUGUCGUGUAGGAUGCAAAAACCUACUUGUUGGUUGCUUGGUCAGGUUUUUUAGAUCGGAAAAAUUCUAGUUUAACAGAUCAUCAGACCAAACUCAACCACAAUUCGAACUAGAUCACCAAAAAUGUGAAACUUGCUAAAAAUAAGGUGACAUUGCAUGUGUGCUGGAAGUAAAUUAAAAAAUAAUUGGUGCUAUUAUUAAAUCUUUGUCGGUUCAUCAUAAUUAAAUUGAAUUAGAGGACGAAAACAUUGACAGCUUAUUUUGUUCUCCAUCCAGCAGUGCACGAUAGAUUAGUCAAUGUCAUUCAUCAUACAUAGCCAGCCAGAUAUUUAAGGAGAUACCGUCAACUGUGAUAACGAUAACAUGAAAUAAGAAGGGGCCAAGGAUUUCAAGGUGGCUUCCAAAAUCGAAAAUAGACUGAUUUACCAAGGAAAAGGUUGAUUCACUCAUUUAUCGAACAGCUGGUUGGUUAUCUACUCAAGUCAACCAAGUUGAAAAGGGAUCUGGGAAUUAUCGGUGGUGCUACAUUAUUGGAAACAUUCUACUCAAUACGAUACAAAUUUUAGUUGGAAGUCAAGUAUUUAAGUUUGUGCGAUUUUAAAAAUCAACCUGAUAAUUUUUCUACUCAAAUUAUCCUCAUUUUUUCACUCACAAAAAGACUCUAAGUCAAGAUGGAGAACGGAGGCGGCGGUCUGUUUGGAGGAGCAGAGUUCAAGAUGCGCAUUGAUGGCAUGACUUGUCAGUCCUGUGUCAAAAACAUUCAAGGGCAUGUGAGCGGAAAGGCAGGAAUUCACACCAUCAAGGUGGAUUUGAAAGGAAGGAGUGGCGUCGUGUCAUACGAUCCUGGUGUUUGGACGCCACAAGACAUCAUGGAAGUGGUAGAGGACAUGGGGUUCGACACAAAAUUAUGGACGCCAGAAUGUGACCUUGAAGAACCCCCAACAACCAGCAGCGACCAAAAUUCCAAAAGUUCUGGGACUGAAAAACCUCCAAAAGAAUUAGUCAUCGACAUAUCCUCAGGGGAGGAGAAAGAUUUAGAAAGAUGCAUACUACGGAUUCAAGGAAUGACUUGUGCAUCUUGUGUAGCUGCAAUUGAAAAACAUGCCAAAAAAGUUGCCGGUGUUAAACAAAUUUCUGUGGCGCUAAUGGCCGCAAAGGCCGAAGUAAUAUACGAUGCUUGUCAAAUUUUUCCGAACCAAAUUGCCAAUGCAAUUUCAGAGUUGGGGUUUGCAUGUGAAGUUAUCGAUGACUAUAAUGCCGGACAGGGUGAAGUUGUCUUGAGGAUCGAAGGAAUGAAUUGUCAAAGCUGUAUUCCUGAUAUUGAGUCACACGUUAUGAAACUGAAGGGGUUGAUUUCCGCUAAUGUGACGUACAGUUUGAGUUCUGGACGUUUCAAGUACAAUGCAGAAGUAACGGGACCGCGAGAUAUUAUUGACGCUAUAAAUGAACUUGAAAGGUUGCAAGCUUCCUUGCAACAACAUCCACAUGUUGGAGACUUGCAGCACAAAGAUACAACGCGAAAGUGGAGAAAUUCUUUCAUGGUAUCACUUAUUUUUGGAGUUCCGAGUAUGAUAGUCAUGAUGUACUUUAUGUUGACGAUGGACAUGGAUCAUCAGCAUCAUGCUACAUGCGAACUUCCAAUGUGCAUAAUACCCGGCGUUUCGUUAGAGAACUUUCUUUUAUUUCUGCUGGCCACACCUGUCCAAUUUAUUGGUGGCAGACACUUUUAUAUUGCAGCUUGGAAAGCAAUAAAGCAUCACUCGACGAACAUGGAUGUCCUUAUAAUGUUGGCGACAACGAUUUCUUAUUCUUACUCCUUCAUUGUACUUCUUGCUGCAGCGAUAAUGCAACACAAUCCGAGUCCAAUGACUUUCUUUGAUACUCCGCCAAUGUUGCUGCUUUUUGUCUCACUUGGAAGAUGGUUGGAAGCUGUGGCGAAGGGGAAAACAUCAGAAGCAUUGGCAAAGUUACUCUCAUUGAAGGCUACUGAGGCCCUGCUCGUAACCAUUACUCCUGAUUUUGAAGUUACGUCUGAGCGACAAAUCUCAGUUGAUUUGGUCCAAAGAGGCGACAUAUUAAAAGUGAUUCCUGGAUCCAAAAUCCCCGUUGAUGGAAAAGUGAUCUUUGGCAGUUCAAUGUGUGAUCAAUCUAUCAUUACCGGAGAAUCAAUGCCAGUCGUAAAAAAGAAAGAUUCCCUAGUCAUUGGAGGGUCCAUCAACGCCAACGGAAUGCUUCUAGUCAAAGCCACUCAAGUUGGGGAUGAUACCACUCUCGCUCAAAUCGUCAAAUUGGUAGAAGAGGCUCAAACAUCCAAAGCCCCAAUUCAGCAGCUUGCAGACAAAAUUGCUGGAUAUUUUGUUCCUAUUGUUGUUGGAUUUUCUCUGCUCACUCUCUUCGGAUGGAUAUUGGUUGGCUACAUUCACCCACAAUCAAUGAAUGUCAAGCAUUACGAUGAGGAACGGUUUAAUCAUCACGAAUUGGUGUUUCAAUAUGCUUUUCGAUAUGCAUUAACCGUUCUAGCGAUUGCAUGCCCUUGCUCCCUGGGUCUUGCUACACCCACGGCUGUCAUGGUCGGCACAGGAGUUGGUGCCCUUAAUGGAAUAUUAAUAAAGGGUGCUGAACCACUUGAAAAUGCUCACAAGGUCACAACUGUCGUAUUUGAUAAAACUGGAACAAUUACUCAUGGGGUUCCAAUGCUGACCAAAAUUUCCCUUCUGACCAAUGAUAGUUUCAUUCCAUUUUAUAAACUCUUGUCCAUCAUAGGAGUAGCGGAAUCAAAUAGUGAACAUCCUAUUGGAUCAGCAAUCGUGAGGUUUGUCAGGGCCACGGUUAAGUCAGAACUCAAUGGUAAAUGCGAGGAUUUCGUUAUCGUUCCGGGAUGCGGUCUCAAGGCUACAGUGACUCGUGUUGACAAUAAUUAUAAGUCACUUAUGGACGAUGAAAGUCAGCACAAUCUGUUAAACGCAAGAUCAUCCACGUGGACCAUUGACCAAGUCACUAUUGACACUUCGCUUCAGAACCAAUUUGGGAGCUUUGCUUCUAAUGCAGAACCACUCAUUCCUCUUGGUGACGCAACUACAAUUGAGACUUUUGAGGUGCUAAUUGGAAACCGAGAGUGGAUGCGUAGAAAUGGAAUCAAUGUCCCAGAAGCGGUUGAUAGAAUCAUGAUUGAUCAAGAAGACCAAGGUCAAACCGUCGUACUUUGCGCAAUAAACGGCGUUCUUUGUACUAUCUUGGCUGUGGCUGACACUGUAAAACCUGAAGCCGCCCUUGCCGUAUUUACCUUAAAAAAGCGCAAUGUUAACGUAAUCUUAUUGACUGGUGACAACAAAAAGACUUCAGCGGCUAUUGCCAGACAAGUUGGCAUUGGUCGUGUAUAUGCUGAGGUAUUGCCGUCUCACAAGGUGGAGAAAAUCCGUCGUCUUCAAGACCAGGGUCACAGAGUUGCAAUGGUUGGGGACGGAGUUAACGACAGUCCUGCAUUAGCCCAGGCCAAUGUAGGAAUCGCCAUCGCUUCCGGUACAGAUGUAGCUGUUGAAGCUGCUGACGUCGUAUUGAUUCGGAAUGACUUGUUGGACGUAAUCGGAUGUUUGGACCUCAGUCGUACCACCGUUCACCGUAUCAGAUUGAACUUUGUAUUUGCCAGUGUUUACAAUAUCAUUGGCAUUCCUCUCGCUGCUGGAUUGUUUAGUCACUGGGGACUUUCUCUCGAGCCAUGGAUGGGCUCGGCUGCAAUGGCUCUCAGUUCCGUCUCGGUUGUGUGCUCUUCACUUCUGUUGAAGCUAUUCAAGAAACCAACUCGGGAAAGUUUGACCACAACAGAGUUCUUGAAGAGUAUGGAUGCACGAAGCAGACAGCCCAAAGACUUUGACGACGUAUCCGUUCAUCGGGGUCUUGACGACAUGGGUCCUCCUCCAGACAUGUCUCGCCUCUCUCGAGCCAGCAGCACCAUCAGUCGGAACGGGUUUGGUGGAUCAGAUAUUGUAUACUCCCUCAAGAAUGGAAAGAAGAGGACGACGAGCAAUGGAGUGUCGGUCCACUCUGACCAAGGGUCAGGUGGAUAUUCACGGGUCGAUUGUUGCGUUGGUGGGGAGGACGGCUCGGAUGAACUGGAAUACCUCAUUGCUUAAUUGACACAAGUAAAAGUCGACAAUAUUACAUAAGUCGUCGGAUAUCAGAGUCUCAUUCAUUGAAUUAGAAUUUAAAAUAGUUAAACUAGACAAGUAAUACUCAAAAUUCGUAGCAUUGUCAUGAGAAAUUUGACCAUUGCAUUGCAUUUCUUAGUACAACACGCCCACAAAUGAUAUUUACACACAACACCGUAUGCACGUACAAUUGGACACCCGGAAAAUAAUUCCACACUACGAAAAAUUAGUCUAGUAUAAUAGUCCAGUAGAACACUUAUCCUAUAUAAUGAAGUAAUACUCACAUAUGUAACUUCUUCUUCUUCAACCUCUCUUUUUGUUGUGAUUGAAUUAUUAUUAUUUGUAGCUCUUUACACGUUAUGUGCCAUUUAUUUUGCUAUAUUGCAUUGAAGCCGCACAAUAAUUAAACUAUUUGUAGAAUA
Messenger RNA from Folsomia candida, 5070 nucleotides. RefSeq names its product copper-transporting ATPase 1 (gene ATP7). The coding region runs from base 1175 to 4633 and encodes 1152 amino acids. Gene Ontology annotation, cellular component: membrane. The transcript has 22 exons. Gene Ontology annotation, biological process: monoatomic cation transport. Lineage: Eukaryota; Metazoa; Arthropoda; Collembola; Entomobryomorpha; Isotomidae. Gene Ontology annotation, molecular function: ATP binding; ATPase-coupled monoatomic cation transmembrane transporter activity; copper ion binding. The record is from RefSeq and is a predicted model, not a curated record.